Molecule: messenger RNA, 2112 nt
Organism: Apodemus sylvaticus (European woodmouse)
Lineage: Eukaryota; Metazoa; Chordata; Mammalia; Rodentia; Muridae
Gene: Dclk3
Product: doublecortin like kinase 3
Exons: 5
Coding region: 1-2112 (703 amino acids)
Biological process (GO): protein phosphorylation; intracellular signal transduction
Molecular function (GO): protein kinase activity; ATP binding
Source: RefSeq, a predicted model, not a curated record
AUGGGGUUUGUGGCAGAUGUGAGCAGUGCAAAGAUUGUGGGACCGGGACCAAGAACAUCGAUUAUGAGAAAUGCAAAUCCUGGGGCCCAGCCCCCAGAAGACUGUCUGGACACCCGUGUAUGUUUAACAAACCUCAGAUGGAAUCUGGGGGAAGACAAAUCUUGCAGGGCACAUUUUCUUUCAGAUUGUGGAAAACCCAGCAUCGCUGAAGAACCCAUCCAGGCUGAGCAAGGCCACCGAGGCCCAUGUGACCAUUCUCUAAAAUGCUUGAGCUCGAAGAUCUCUGAGAGAAAGCUGCCAGGCUCCUGGCUGCCUGCGGGACGCGGACCUCUGGAGAAGCCAGUUCUGGGGUCACGUGGUGCCGUCAUGCCCCUGUUCAGCCCUCAGAGUAGCCUCCACACAGUGCGCGCUGAGCACAGCCCACUGAAGCCCAGGGUGGUGACGGUGGUGAAGCUGGGGGGGCAGCCCCUCCGCAAGGCCACCCUGCUCCUCAACAGGCGGUCAGUGCAGACUUUCGAGCAGCUCCUAUCGGACAUCUCCGAAGCCUUGGGCUUCCCGCGGUGGAAGAAUGACCGAGUGCGGAAGCUGUUUACCCUCAAGGGCAGGGAGGUCAAGAGUGUGUCUGACUUCUUCCGGGAGGGUGAUGCUUUCAUAGCCAUGGGCAAAGAGCCGCUGACACUGAAGAAUAUCCAGUUGGCUAUGGAGGAGCUGUAUCCUAAGAACCGGGCUCUUGCCCUGGCCCCUCACAGUAGAGCCCCCUCCCCAAGGCUGAGGAGCAGACUUCCCAGCAAGCUUCUGAAAGGAAGUCACCGAUGUGGGGAGGCGGGAGGCUACAGUGAGGUAAUGGGGAGCAAAGCAGUCUCUAGGCAUCAGGGCAAGACUUCCACAGAGCUUUCCCCGGAAGACAAGGCGAGGGCCCAGAAGUGGGUAAGAGGGAAACAGGAGUCAGAACCUGGUGGCCUGCCUCCGCCGAGGGAAGCCGCUCAGGAGGAGACUCAGGCCAGUGGAGAGAAGCACCUGGGGGUGGAGAUUGAGAAGAGCUCCGGGGAGAUCGUCAGGUGUGAGAAGUGUAAGAGAGAGAGGGAGCUGCAGUUGGGCCUGCAGAGGGAGCAGGGCUCCCUGGGAACCAGUGAGCUGGACCUGGGGAGGGGUCAGAAGAGGGAUUCCGAGAAGAUGGUGAGGACCAAGAGCUGCAGGAGGGCGUCUGAGGCAAAAUCUGCAGACGAAGAGGACGGGUGGAAGGGGGACAGCCAUCGGGGCAGCCCCAGGGAUCCCCCUCAGGAACUGAGGAGGCCCAACAGCAACUCAGACAAGAAAGAGAUCAGAGGCUCAGAAGGUCAGGAAAGUCAUCCCCAGGGUUCAGCCAAGGCCCAGAAGGACCUCGUGGAAGGCCCGCCAGCUGCAGAGGAGGGGCCGGCGGACAUGAGGAGAGGCGCCCGGCACCCAUGCAGGAACAAGCAUCCCUCCUGGCUCCUGAGAGAGCAGCAGGCUGAACCCCCUCAGCUCCCCAGAUCCCGAAGGGAGGGGAAGGAAGCGGAGCACGAGAAGAAGCCAGGUGGCUUAGGAGGGCGGAAGGCGCUAGAAAAGGAGUCGAAGACGAAGCUGGAAGAGAAGAGGCCAGAGCGAGGCAGUGGGCGGAAGCUGAGGCCCACGGGCAUCAUCUCCGCGGAUGUGGAGAAGCACUACGACAUAGGUCGGGUCAUUGGGGACGGGAACUUUGCCACCGUGAAGGAAUGCAGGCACCGAGAGACCAAGCAGGCUUACGCCAUGAAAAUUAUUGACAAGUCCCAGCUGAAGGGUAGGGAGGACAUCGUCGACAGCGAGAUUUUAAUUAUCCAGAGUCUCUUUCAUCCCAACAUAGUGAAACUACAUGAGGUCUAUGAGGCGGAGGCAGAGAUCUACCUGAUCAUGGAGUAUGUGCAGGGAGGGGACCUUUUCGAUGCCAUCAUUGAAAACGUGAAAUUUCCAGAGCCUGACGCCGCAGUUAUGAUCACAGACUUGUGUAAGGCCCUCGUCCACAUGCACGACAAGAAGAUCGUCCACCGGGACGUGAAGCCGGAAAACCUCCUGGCAGCUCCACGGGAGAGGCUCUUCUCCUGCAGCGGUUAUUGA